AAAAAAUAUCACAACAGCAAGAGGAGCGUCGGUUGUGAGUACGGUCCGUACUACCACAAUCCGGAUGUAGACUCUAUCCUGAAAACAAGAGAAAUAAAACAAAUCAGGGAAGCGCCGGUUGUGGGAACGGUCGGUUCCGUCACAACCCGGGUUGCAGGCCCUUGGCAAUUCAACAAGCAUCAAACAUCAAAUGAGCAGGAGAGCAAUGGUUGUGAGAACGGGCGGUUCUGACACAAGCCAUAUGCAGAUCCUCAAGGCGAACACCAUCAAUAACCAACCAACAUCUCAUCGCAGAAGGGAAGCGUCGGUUGUGGGAACGGUCGGUUCCGUCACAACCCGAUAAGCAGGCCCUGGGAAAAUGAUUGGAUCAACUGGAGAUGUCCGAAUCACCAAAGCGUGAGAAUACUUUAAAUGGAACUACAUUUUGAAAAGUUAUCAAAAAUAUUAAAUAAUUUAUCAAAAGCCCCAACUAGGAGGUAUAGAAAUAGUACAUUAAUUGCCAAAUUACACGAGGCUAAACAAGUAUAUAAUGCAGCAAUAAUCGAGAUAGAACUCUAUAAGGAGUCGGAACAAUUACAAUUAUUGAAGAAUUUAAGAUAUCUCUACGGAGAAGCAUAUACAAAACUUACGGCACGGCUCGAUAAUAAUAUUGAGCCGCUUUCUUUUAAAAAUUUAGUGAACGUAAUACUAACAAUUAAUAAGCUAUACAGAAAGGUAAAAAUGGCGAAUACAUUAGAUUUGUCAUUAGCUAUUCGCGUCGUGGGUAAAUACGACGGCGACGCAGCCGAGUUGGAAAACUGGCUCAACGACGUGACGGUUCUCCGAGCGGGGCAAUCAACUGUCGAUGAAGCGGUGUUUGUUCAAUUUAUGAACAACCGUUUAACUGGUGCCGCCCGCGGUGAGUUAACGGGAAUAGCUACCAUUAUAGAAGCACGAAAUACCUUAAGAUCGCGAUUUGGGAUUAAAUUAACCCCAGUUGCCGUGACAGCCGAGUUACGGGGGUUGAAACAAAAAGGCAAAUCUUUAGUCGAUUUCGGGAAUGAAAUCGAGAAAGUGGCAGCUAGGUUAGCCGCAGCGUGGGUAUCGAAACAACCACAACUUUUCCCAACUGAGGCAGCCACGCGGCCCAUAGUCGAACCAAUUGCUGUAGAAGCUUUUAUAAAUGGUCUUAAGGAUCAAUCGAAAGUAUUGCAAAUGCGGUCAAGGAAUCCGGAAACCUUAACCAAAGCAUUGUCGGAUGCUCUGGAGAUACAUGCGCAGCCCAUGCCCGAGGAAGUCAUGUGGACCUAUGCCAGUUAUAGUAACCCAGGUAAUAAUAAAAACAGAGGAAAUCGUGGUUAUCAAAAUAACCAAAAUAGAAACUAUGAACAACAAAAUGGUAAUCAGCAAGGUUACAAUAACCAGCAGCAGCAAGGCUACAACUCGAAUCGAGGCCACCGUGGAAAUCGAGGUUAUCAACAUAACCGAGGAGGUGGUAAUCGAGGAGUUGCUAACGUGGUAUCAAACCAGAUCCUUCGAAAAUUGAAAUAAUUAAAAAAUGGAGCAGCCCUAAAACGGCUGAUGAAGUAAAGAGAUUUGUAGCUUUUUCUAAUUACUAUAGAAAGCACAUCAAAAAUUUUGCCAAACUUUGCAGUCCUUU
Culex pipiens pallens (northern house mosquito) is the source of this 1639-nucleotide messenger RNA. RefSeq lists its product as uncharacterized. The transcript has 2 exons. Lineage: Eukaryota; Metazoa; Arthropoda; Insecta; Diptera; Culicidae. The record is from RefSeq and is a predicted model, not a curated record. The coding region runs from base 412 to 1530 and encodes 372 amino acids.